Messenger RNA from Onychostoma macrolepis, 3729 nucleotides. Its product is annotated as GTPase IMAP family member 8-like. The record is from RefSeq and is a predicted model, not a curated record. Gene Ontology annotation, molecular function: GTP binding. Lineage: Eukaryota; Metazoa; Chordata; Actinopteri; Cypriniformes; Cyprinidae.
ACAUGAAUACGAAAGACGACUGAGCCAAUGAGAGUUAAGGACUCAUGUAGCACCGCCUCAAGUCCAGCCCAGUCCCGUUUUCUAGGAUCUUCUCUGGGAUCUGAAUCCAUCCAUCCUCUGCUCUACACCGCUGAUCUAAACCAUAAACAGAUUCACGGGUGAGGCGUCGUUUGACCAGACAGAACAGAAGAAAAGAUUUUCUCUUUCUGAGAAGCCAAAAAUCAAGCGGAAAGAAAAUGAAUGACAGAGGAUCGGUUUCAUCUGAUCUCAGGAUUGUUCUGGUGGGUAAAACUGGAUCAGGAAAGAGUUCAUCGGGAAACACCAUCCUGGGCAGAGAGUAUUUUAGCAAGGCUGUUUCACCAGGAUCAGUUACUAAGAUCUGUGAGAGAAGAGAAGCACAGAUUGGUGACCGGAUCAUCUCAGUCAUCGACACUCCAGGCCUGUUUGAUACAACAUUGACAACACAGAAAAUGAAGGAUGAAAUAGUGAGAUGUGUUGAUAUGUCUCUUCCUGGUCCUCAUGCGUUUCUGCUGGUCAUCAGACUGGGUGUGAGAUUCACAGAAGAGGAGAGAAACACAGUGAAAUGGAUUCAGAAGAACUUUGGAGAAGCAGCUACUCGAUACACCAUCAUUCUGUUCACUCACGCUGAUUAUCUGAAGGGAAAACAAUUAGAUGAGUACAUCAGUGAAAGUAAAGAACUCCAGGAUUUUGUUAAUGAGUGCGGUGACAGAUAUCACCCAUUUAACAAUGAAGACAAGGAGAACCGCAAUCAAGUCACAGAACUGCUGGAGAAUAUUGCGAUCAUGGUGGAAGAGAAUGGAGGACAGAACUACACUAAUGAGAUGUAUGAAGAUGCUCAGAAAAAGAUAAAAGAUAGAGAAGAUUUCUGGUCUGGAAAUCCUCGUAUUGUGCUGCUGGGUAAAACUGGAUCAGGAAAAACCAGUGCAGUUGAAAUAAUCCUGGGCCAAAGGAGUUCUGAGAGUAACACUGCUACUGAAACCAGUGAGCUAAAACAAGCUUGUGUGGCUGGAAAAAGCAUGAAAAUAUUCGACACUCCAGGACUGAUUGAUGCACCAGAAGAGAAGAUGAAGGACAAAAUAGAGAAGUUUGUCCGUAUGUCUGCUCCUGGUCCUCAUGUGUUUCUGCUGGUCAUCAAACUGGACAUGAUAUUCACAGACGAAGAGAAAAACACAGAGAAAUGGAUUUGGAAGAACAUUGGAGAAGAUGCUUUAUGUCACACCAUCAUUUUGUUCACUCACGCCGAUCAUCUGAGGGGGAAAUCAUUAGAUCAGUAUAUCAGCGAGAGAAGCUUUCUUCAGUCACUGGUCAGCAGAUGCGGUGGCAGAUUUCACUCAUUCAACAAUCAGGAUAGAGACGAUCACAAUCAGGUCUCAGAGCUGCUGGAGAAGAUUGAAAACAUGGCAGAGAGAAAUCAAUGGGAGCACUACACAAAUGAGAUGUUCGAAAAAAUGAUGAAAAGAAAGCCAUUUAAUGAAAUUCUAGAAAAAAACCUGAAUAAAGUCGCAGCAGGAGCUGUUCCAGUAGGUGUAGGUGUAGGAUCCAUAGCAGCAGGAUCUGUCCUGGUAUUAACAGAGCUGAUCAUAGAACCACUGCUAAUAGCUAUAGCUACAGGAGCUGCGUGUGUGGCUGGAGCAGCUCGAGUCUUUGUCUGGAAAACAAUUCACAAUUUUUAUGACAUUGUGGAUAGCAGGGAUUAAAGUUCUCCAAAAUCUCACUAAUUAUCUCAUAAUAAACAACAAAGUGCAGAUAUGAUAUAAGCAUUAGUAUUGGAUCUUUGCAUUAGGUCUUAAAGUGACAGCAGCCUAAUACACCUGCUUCUGUCUGUGUCAUUAAUGUUAGUCAAACAACAAAAGACAAAUAGAAAAUCACUCUCUACUCUUGACUGAAAAACUUUUAACUAAGGAGUAAUCUAUACUUAGAUUAUACAAUGCAGUGUCAAUUUACAAUUUGUGACAGUGUCAAUUUGAUUAUUCAAUUUCUGUGCCUGACCAACACCAUUUCAUUAAUUUGUAUCUUUGUUCUGUUGCAUUUAUUAGGGAUAGUGCUUGUAAUUGGUUUAUUUGAUGUUAUUCAAUUACUGACUGUUUGCUUGUCUUUAAUAAUGCUUUAUUUUAAUUAGAGUAAUAUUUGAGAAAUUCCACUGUUAUCUAUAAUUUUGGUGUCUUUAUUUAUUGCAAUGCAAGCCCUGCAAACAAGCCUGCGGUGGCCCUUUACGGGCCCACUUACGGCUAGCCUAAGGGCCCCCAGUGGGCUGCCAGCUCAGGGCCUCUGAGACUUCGCUUAUUGGCAAAAUGUUGACCCUUUAGCACUGGCCCUGCACGGGCAGCUCUCACUAGGCCCACACAGGGCCCGCACUAUUAAUCUACAACAAUAAACCUGUUUCACUAUAAAUACUUUUCAGCUACUAUAACUUAAGUAUUUGUGAAAAACAGUUAUUAUACAUCUGAAAUGGAUGCAGUCACCACAUAAUUUCUGUAUUGUCAAAAAUGUACAGUAGUCAAAGUGAUUUCAAGUCAAUGGGUUUAUUAAAUACAAAAUAGACAACAUUCAAUUCAGGUUAAUACUGCUAAUUUAACACUUUCAAAGGGACUACAUAUUAUCUAUACAAAUAUAAAAUUAACACAAAUGAACAAAAAUAAAAAGACCUCUGCUGAAAAUGUUUUGAUGUGCUAAAGUAUUCACUGGCGAAGCUCACUCUUCCCCUGUGGUCUCUCAACUAGUCAGCAGACGGUGGUAGCACUGCUUUCGUCCACCCGCUUUGUCUCUUGAAUUCUGCAACCACACCUUUAUCUCACUCUCAACUUCAGAAUCAGGAAGACUUGGCUGAAAGGGGCAUUUUCAACCAGCCUCUGAAAAGCAAAGCGGCCUAUAUCAGGGAUCCUCAAAUCUGGCUCAUGAGACCCACUUUCCUGAGUUUAGCUCCAACUUUGAUUAAUCUCACCCAUCUGUGAUUUUCUAAUGAUCCUGAAGACACUGUUUAGCAUGCUCAGGUGUGUUUGAUUAAGGUUAGAACUAAACUCUGCAGGAAAGUGGAUUUUGUAAGCCAGAUUUGAGGAUCCCUGACUAAUAUGUAACAACAGCCCAGCUAAAAGAAUUGUGUUAUAAGAACGUUCUCCAAAUAUUGAGCGUUGGUUCUGGGAACAUAAAAAAAUGUCCAGUUUUCUUGACGUUAGAGCAACGUUUUUAAAAGGUAUGAUGUUCCUCAAAUGUUCUUUCAACUUAAUUUUGAUUUAAAAUUCAACAUUCUAGGAAUGUUGAUUUGUAACAUUCCAAGAACAUAAAAAUAUUCAGUUUCCUUAAUGUUAGUAGAAUGUUGUUUAAAGGUUAGUAUGAUGUUCUUGAAACAUUCUUUCAAUCCUUCAAACACCUGCUGUGUACUCAAAUCUGAAUAAUAAACUGCAAAAGACUGCUUUUUAAAAAUGAAUCCUGUGUGUUUUUGUGUCAGAUGCGUGGUUUCAUCUGUGACACUAACUCAAGCACACGUGGUGCUCACUCUUUUCAGUGUCUUUUGUCUCAGCUUUAUGAAGAAAUUAACUUCUUCUUUAUGAAUCUCCAGACCUGUUCUGAUAAUAAUAAUGAUUAUAAAGAUAAUACUAGAUUUUAUAUAAUAUAACUUAAAUAUUUUUGAAAACAAUAAUCUUUUUUUUUAUACAGUUAACCUCUGCUGUCCAGCACUUUGUUUGCCCCAAACUAAAAAGAUGUGUUACU